AUGCGUCCAUUAACUUCGAUUCCAUGUAUUCCAACAGGAAAACAAAUGAAAGAACGGUGUACAUCGAUCAAAGCAUGGGAAUUACCGAAACAGAAGAGCACGUUGGCGCCGGAAAGUGUGUGGACGAAUGAGGAUAUGGAUCCGGUGAAGAUAGAAAAUCAGACGUGGACGUUGUGGACUUGGAUGGCUUAUUGGGCUACGGAUACGAUUAAUCUGGGAACUUGGGAGACGGCAAGUGGUAUUCUUGCGGUGGGUCUGACAUGGCGGGAGGCAAUUCCUAUUAUGGUCGUAGGAACCACUUGUGUAGCAAUCCCCAUGGUACUCAAUGGAGCCAUCGGCGCAAAACUCCACAUACCAUUUUCGGUGGCGAUUCGAGCAUCAUUCGAAUACUAUCUUGCAUACUUUUGCAUCGUUUCGAGAUCUAUACUGGCGAUGUUUUGGUUGGGCAUUCAAGGCGCUAAUGGGGCUGAGUGUAUUACGGUUAUGAUAUUGGCUGUUUGGCCUAGUUAUAAGAAUGUACCGAAUCAUAUUGCGGAGGGACAAGGUAUCACUACACAUGGAAUGAUAAGCUACUUCCUCUUCUGGAUAAUCCAACUCCCACUCCUCCUCAUCCCACCCACCCGGCUCCGCUACCUGUUCGCUGCCAAACUAAUCGCCGCCCCCAUCGCCGCCCUCGCAACCAUGGGCUGGUGCAUCCACCAAGCUAGCAAAUCUAGCUCUGGCUCUACCUCCAUCUUCAAUCUGCAACCCACCGUUUCUGGCUCCACUAAAGCCUAUCUCUGGCUUUCCUGCAUGUCAUCCGUCACAGGCACAUGGGCCACACUAGCAUGCAACAUCCCUGAUUUCUCUCGCUACGCACGCUCCUCCAAGGGUCAAUUCAUCCAACUGCCCUUCCUCCCCCUCAUCUUCACUCUCUGCGGUACCAUCGGCAUCAUCACCACUUCCGCUGCCGGCAUCAUCUACGGAACCCCCAUCUGGAACCCCCUCGAAAUCAUAGCCAAAUGGCUUGAUCUCGGUCACGGUGGUCGCGCCGCCGUCUUUUUCGCAGCGACUGCUUGGUAUAUUGCGCAAGUCGGCACGAAUAUAACAGCUAACUCUAUUAGCGCAGCGAACGAUCUCACGGUGCUUUGUCCGCGCUAUAUUAAUAUCGAGCGCGGAUGUAUCAUCGCUGCGAUCAUCGGAGGCUGGGUCAUCGUCCCCUGGAAAAUCAUCAGUUCAGCCGAAUCUUUCCUCGCUUUUAUGGGCGGCUACGCAGUCUUCCUCGCACCGAUCGCUGGUAUCCUCGCGGCGGAUUACUGGCUUGUAAAAAAACAACAUAUAGAUGUACCGGCACUCUAUGAUCCGCAAGGUAGAUAUAGAUACUGGAAUGGUAUUAACUGGCGCGCGCUGUUGGCAUUGCUGGUGGCGGUGAGUCCAAAUUUACCGGGGUUAGGGUAUAGUAUUGGGGAAACGGGGGGAGAAAUGCAUUCGGUGAGGAUUAGUGGGGGCGCGAGACAUCUUUAUUCAUUUGGCUGGUUUUGGGGUUGGCCGGAUGGGGAGUCGUGUGUGCAAAGUACGGUUUAUGGGGAUGUGGAUGAGGUGGUGGAGGGGGUUGGUAGUGAUGCGGAGAGUGCUGGGGGGGGGCGGGAAGGUGCGCAUGUAGGUGCGGUGGGUGAUGGGGAGAAGAGCUCGAGGGGUGUAGGGGUGGUGGAUCUUGGGUUGGGAUAG
Molecule: messenger RNA, 1707 nt
Organism: Sclerotinia borealis F-4128
Lineage: Eukaryota; Fungi; Ascomycota; Leotiomycetes; Helotiales; Sclerotiniaceae
Source: the annotation of a GenBank genome assembly